AUGGCAUCAACGGAGCGGAACCCCACUUCAAUGAUUCCUGAAGGAAUCGACGAUGAGCAGAGGUUCUCCAAGUGCUUCUAUGCCUAUCAGGAGUCCACAGAAAAUCAUGCUGUUGGUGCUAGCCUCUUCAGCGACAUUGAUGCCAGCAGCAGCAGUGUUUGCCGGUCUGCAGAGGACUGGGGCAUCUUGUGGACACACGUGUUCCCGCUUCACAUCUCCGGCUAUCUCUGCGUGCGAGAUAUUAUCGAGGUCGCGCGGGUAUGCAGGAUGGGACACAGCGCGGUGCAGCAGCCAUGGGUGUGGCGGUCACUCGCGGUACACCACCACUCUGUCCAGCCAGUCGCCCUCGAGCGGACGUUCUCCAUUGCAGCGCGGCAGUGGGGUGAGGAGAGGCCGACUGAGACAAUACAGCGCUUACGUGUAUACAACACGCCGCCUCUGCUGACUGAGGUUAAUCGCCGCACGUCUGAGCACCGCGUGCGUUUCCUCGUUGGAUCGACUGCGUACACAACCGCCGGGGGUGGCGAGGACGCAUCCAGCGAGGAAGUUGAAACGGGCGAGCCUGAUGCUCCCUCGAACGACGAAGGUACAGAUGAGUUCGACACAGCGCAGCAACCACAUGAUGUGGACGCUGCGAUAUUAUCCUCCGCGGCGGUGCCGACAGUGGCUGCUGCUACUGCUGUUGCAGCCUUUGCUCCUGCCUCCUCCUCCACUAAAGCGGAGGAGGUGGGUUCCUCUGCUCCUCGCUCUAGUCGAGCUGCUCUACCAUCCAGCACCUCCCCCCGAUUCCUAUGGCAGACAGCAGCUGCUGCAAUGCCGUCGCCGUCCAGCCCAGUGUCGUCCCCUCCGCCUGAGGAUGACAAGGCUGCCGGCACCCCAGCUGUGCCCAGCAGCGCACUUCUACCGCGAGAAGCCGAGGCGAGGGGCUCUACGCCUUUGCUCUCGAUGACCACUUUAGCGGCCGCCCCCCCACGUGGGGCGGCGAAGCCUAACCUGUACGCCUCACCGCAGUCAGGCAUGCUGACAUCUCUCACGGAAGGCCAGUGUAGUAGCCCCAUCCUCAACAACAACGGGACGGGUAGUUCAUCAGGCGAAAAAUGGCGUGCAAUGCGGUGGGCCACAACGCAGGAGUGCCUGCCCCCACCCUCACCAGCGCAGCUGAAAAGCACAGUGACAAGCACUGAGGCGCCGGCGGUGGGAGAUGUGUCCCCGCGGGCCUCGUUCUCUGCUGGGUCGUUGCGCCGACAUCCCUCCUACGUGCUAGAGAUGGCGACAGAGGUGGCGGUGGACGGGCCUGCCUCGCCCCUACCGGCGGCCUCGUUCAGCAGCGCUGCUAGUCGUGAUAGCUCGUUUCGGCAGGUGGCCCUAUCGACCCCCGUGGUGUACUCCUUUACCUUGUGUAGGGCCACUGCUGAACGGACGGUGCUGCACAGCGUGCCGGAGUUUCCGUGGAAGAUGUUCACGCAGUACCUGCACAUCAACCGCGUCCAGCGCAGCCUCUCGCAGCUGGCAGCACUGUCAAACACUGCGCGUGCGGAGCUGUGCCAAGGCGGUACCUGGGACGCUGCAUACGGCGCCUUGAGUCGUGCCAUCCACGUGCUCUUCCAGAGCGGUGGCUGUCGUAGCGUCGAGCAUCUCACACACCUGGCUGAGACGCUCGUGCGGCGAGCGUCGCUCUGUCGCCACCGCGGUCAUCUCUACGUUCUGGCCGCCUUUGCCGACUUAUCGGUGGCGUGGAUGCUGUGUCCGGACAGCACAUCCUCCUCAGACCUUGUCCAGCUGUGUGCUCGCGAGGAGCUGUCGCACGAGUCGCCUGCAACGUGGCUGCAACGGUGCAAUGACGCGGCGCACAUCGCAUCCCCAGUGGCGCUGCCCAGCAUUAUAGCGCAGGUGCCGACGCUCUUCCCUCAGAAUCGAACGCUAUGCUUCUGCGCUAUGCUCACCUUCUACAUGUAUGCCAAGCGGACGCUGAGGCACUCGCUGACGCACCUUCUGUGCCGCGGUGCGGAGUGUGUGACCCCUGGCACCGAGGAGGAGCUGCUCAUGACAGCGCUCCGCGAGGUGGCUGUUGCGCAACAGAGCAAGGAGGUGACCAGUGCUCAGAGAGCUUGUGCAACCGCCGACUAUGCUUUCUCGCUGCUCCCCCUGCACGUGCGCAGCGCCGCGGAGACGCUGACGGCGGCGUGGGUGCGCGACUGUUUCCCUCCUGAUGGGCCAGCGUCCACCGAAACUAUCACAGGCUGGGCCGAUGUGGCGCCAGAGUCGCUUUCAUACAUUCGCUCUACACCGUUGGAGGUGCGCUGGCUAGCUUGGCUGGCGUGUGAAGUGCGGUGGUUCGCCUACGAGGAGCUGAUGGGUUCGCUGCCGGGCCAGACGGCACUGCUGAGCAUCGUGUUCGGCCCUACCACGCACAGCCGCGCUGACGGGCUCGUACGGCUGUCGAUGCAGUACGCGAACGCUGAUGUGCACAGCGAGGACUUGCGUCCUGCACUGCCUUACGGAACGAGUCGCGGCCACCUUGCCCAGAGCCUUCUGGAGAGCGCUCUUCAGUUGCGUCCGCUGCACCCCAGUGCAGCCGUGCUACUUGCGCGCAUGCACGCGCGCGAUGUGGAGAGCCUGGGCAGGGCGAAUGCUGUGCUGACUGACAGUAUUCACGCCUGGGCACAGCGCUUCAGCAUGCUGGAGAUGCGAGGCUCCGCGGAGGUGCGGCGUAGCGCCGCAGCAAAGGACCAGCAGACUCUUCCCGGCCGUGAGGGCACCGAUGUGCUCGCGUAUUUGCACCGGCGCGAUCGUCGCCCCGAAGUCUGCUUCAUUCCGUCCGAGCUGCUUGUGGAGCGCAGCCGGUGCCUGCAUACCAUCGCCGACAUGGCGGAGGCAACGGAGCAACACCCGAACCUGUCCUACCCUUAUCAAAUGCGUGCUGCGAUGGCUAUGGACCGUGGCUACCACCUCGCUGCUGUCAUGGAGCUGAGUCGCAUCAUAGCACUCACCAUGGACCCAAACGACGUCGCGCUGCGGGUGCGAUUUCUGCAAGAUGCCAUCGCCAUGGCGGCGAGUGCGAUCGAGGUGGGGGCAUCGUCAGAGGCAGCUGAGGGAACAGCUGAUCUAACCCCUACAGCUACCGCCACGGCUUACGAUGGCAACCACAUUAGCGAUGGUGGACUGGUGCUGGCGUCGAACGUGAACGCAUCGCCGCUCUCGUCGCUUCAGCUUGUGCCCCUCUACCGCGCGUGGAUGGCGAAGAUGUUGGGCUUUCUUACCUUGCUGCGCCCUCCAGAGUCGACGUGCCCUGGCAGCCAGCAGCUGCGCACUCGUUUCCUCGGUCGAGAGUGGCUGGCGGCUCCGAGUGGCGCAUGGCCCCCCACGUCUUCUGAGGUUCACGUGUCACGUGUCGCAAGCAUCGCCUUUAGCGACGGGGACGAGGAGGAUGCAUUGGUCAGCGCGGCAGCUGUUGGAUUCGACGCUGUCUAUGUACGAGCCUUUCUGGAAGAUUUGCUUUCGCCGACUGCUCUCCCUUUCGGUGUGAUGGCCAUCGACAGUGGUGCUCGCACCCCUGCGCUCACUCACUGA
Messenger RNA from Leishmania braziliensis MHOM/BR/75/M2904, 3570 nucleotides. RefSeq lists its product as hypothetical. The record is from RefSeq and is a predicted model, not a curated record. The transcript has a single exon. Bases 1 to 3570 code for a protein of 1189 amino acids. Gene Ontology annotation, molecular function: calmodulin binding. Lineage: Eukaryota; Euglenozoa; Kinetoplastea; Trypanosomatida; Trypanosomatidae.